AUGACGACUAAUUUAUAAAACUAAGAGAUAUUUAAAUUUUUUUAAAAAGUUAAAAAAAUAUCUGUUCUUAUUGUGUGGAUUAAAAGUAACUUAAGAUGGGAAUGUGAUGAUGGAAAAAUGAUUCCCUAUGAUGGAUGUUACGAAUGCAAAUAUUCAUGUUCAUAAUAAUAAUGUUUGAUUGUCUUAACGGGAUAUGUUGUGGUUGUAUUUAAACAGGUUGGAAACUCAAUUAAAUUAAUAAUUUUGGGGAAGGCAUUGUUAUUGAGAAAUAUGAAUAAUGUGACAAUGGCCCUUAGGAUGAUUGAUAUUAGUGUUAAUUUGAAUGUUCAGAAAUAUGUGUUCAAUGCCUAUCAAACCAAUGCAAAAAAUCUCAUCCUUUAUAUGUAUUAGACAUUAAUUACAGGAACUGUUUAAAAUAAAACAGUGAUAAUGAUGAUUAAUAAAUCGAUUUUCAAUUCUCUAACCUAUACAAAUGAUAUAUUUCAGAUGUGGUGAAAAUCAUGUACUUAUUAAUAAUAUGUGUGUUCAUACGUGUGGCAAUGGAUUAAAAGAUAAGAACUCUUUAGUUUAUGCACAUAUGUUAAAGCUCCUAAAAUGAAUUUGAAUAUUCUUACUAACAACAGCGAUUAUCUUUAAGUUGUAGAGUUGACUUUAACUUCAUAAGUCUAGUUGGAUGAAGCAGCAAAUUUCGAAGAUAUAAUAGCAUUCACUAUUACAACUUAAACUCAAUACAAAUUAGCAGUCAUUUGCAUCUCAAAUAUAACAAUUUAAUAAAGCAAUCCUAAAAUAUUAAAUUUAAAUUGAAUUCAUUGAACCAGUAUAAAACCUUAUUUUAGAAGUUUUUAUACAAAAAAAUUACAAUAUAUAACUCAUUUAAAUUGGGGUUAAAAGAAAAUGAAAAAAAAAAUUUAUCUAAAUGCACUCUUUGUGCUUUUAGAAACCACUAAGUAGUAGUUAAGUAAUGUAGUUUAACUUAAUAGUGCAAUGAUGUAUUCAAUGGUUGGUGUGGCAAGUUUAGCUUUAGUAACUGGAAAUGCAAUUGUAUUUUUUAUUUUACUCGAUUUAUUAUAAUCAGAGAUUUUUUUUUGUAAUACUUAUACUAUGAACUCUUUGCAACCAAUAUUAAAUUAUUUGAAAGUAGAUUAGUUAUUGAAAGAAUUAAAUGGAAAAGUAAAUUAGAUUAGGUUAAUAGUAACUUAUAGCCAGACUACGAGAUCAUUUUUAAAGAGCCAUUCAAUGCAAAAAGCUGCUAUUUUACUGUCCUUGCCUCUAUUUUAACCUAUUUACUUUAUUGCUUUAGUUCAAAUACUUUAGGAAAUUUUAUAUUAAAAUGGCUUAAAAAUAUCCAGUAAUUACUAAAGUCAUGAAAUUUAUCCUUCGAUUUAAAAAAUAUGUGUAGAAAAAGUUUAAAAAUUAAAAAUUGAUAUUUUCAUUAGGAAUUUUUCAAGAUUAUUAGGCUAUUCUACUUUAGUUAACUUUUAGUGUAUUGUUAUAAUAUCCCAAUUACAGAUUGAUUCUCUAUUUGAAAUUCUCAACACUAUCUAUACUAUAUAGGUUUAGGGUUCAUUUUAAUAUCAAACUUUCCAUUAUUUUCAAUUACCACAAUAAAUAUAAAAAUUAUAAAAUAUUGAGGUACUUCUAUUCAGAAUCUAAAACUGAAUUUUUGAAAGGUUAAUUUAAGUCUUUACAAAUUUUUAUUCUUUAUUUUCAAUAUUACAGAAUUAAUCAAUUAUCCAGUAUCAUAAUCAAUCCUACUUCUAUGCAAUCAUUUUUCUUUUUGAUGUAUUUAAUUAGAUUCAAACCCUUAAAAUCUCUUUUUGAACCCACUAAAUUAGUUGUAAUGAGAUUGUAUUUAUGAUUAUUAUUUAUAGCUUUGAAUUCAGUUAAGAACUUUUAUUCUAAUUGGUUGGAUUCAUGUUACUCUGUUUUGUGCUAUUAUAAAAUUUAAUUUAUUUAUAGAAAUACUCUAAUAAAUCAAAGCAAAAGUAUGAGACUUACUUAUUAAAAAAACAAAAAGAAGAAAGUGAGUUGGGAUCUAAAUAGAAAUUGUGUAAUUUGCAAGGAUUUUCAUUAAAAGAGUAUGAUUAAUAAAUAUAAAAUGAGAUGUAAUUGUAAUUCAGUAAGCCUCAAUUAAAAUUCUUUAGAAUGUAAUUACUUUGUUAGUUUUAAUUACUACCCUAAUUAUUUUUUUGA
This is a messenger RNA of Paramecium octaurelia, 2193 nucleotides long. The record is from the annotation of a GenBank genome assembly. NCBI's taxonomy places the organism in Eukaryota, Ciliophora, Oligohymenophorea, Peniculida, Parameciidae.